CCUAAUGUCUCCCACUGGGCGGAGCUGGACAGGGCAGGGCCAACCUGCUGGUGGCUGAACUCAGCUUUUGCAUAGCGAAGCACAGCUUUGCAUACCCAAUGAAGACAGGCAUUUAAAGGCGCCGCUGGUGCUUCAAUCCUUGUAGUUAACUCCGCGCGGAUCCACCCUUCGCAAUGCAUCCCUUGAUGCGUACUCUGCUCCUGAUCUUCCUGGGCUUGCUUCUUGCCAGCCCUGCGGCCUGGGCGCGCACAGUCCUAAACCGCCCCCCCCMGCUUGGUAGCUUUUCCUGGGAUAACUGUGAUGAAGGGAAGGACCCUGCUGUGAUCAAAAGCCUGAUGUUGGAACCUGACCCCAUUGUCGUUCCUGGGAAUGUGAAUGUCAGUGUUGAGGGCAAGACCAGUGUUCCCCUCACUUCGCCUCAGAAGGUAGAAUUAACGGUGGAGAAGGAAGUGGCUGGCUUCUGGGUCAAGAUUCCAUGUGUGGAGCAGCUUGGCAGCUGUACCUAUGAAGACUUCUGUGAUGUGCUUAACACCGUAAUUCCCCCUGGGGAGCCCUGCCCAGAGCCCCUACACACCUAUGGACUUCCCUGUCACUGUCCCUUCAAGGAAGUAUGCCUUUGUCUUCCUUCGCCUUGUUUGCUGAGGCCCAAUUCUGACUCUCUGCCUCUGCGUGUCUUCAAGCCCUUUUCUGUGAUGAUUCUGCCGAGCUCACUGAAUAUCCUUAUGUGCCACUUACAUUUCAAGCUGGGACAAGCAGCUCUGAACUAAGGGAGGAUGAGUGUGGCAGUUCCCAAGAGCCCAGAUUGUCUGUGGGCUAGCUACAUCAUUCUCCUCCUCAUCCAGAUAACUUUUUAAGAGCUUCUUUUAUUUCCAAGGAAAGGAAACCAACAUGUUUGGGGACUUUAAGUUCAGACUGACCCAGUCUUGGCCUCUAGAAGUACCUUUUUAACUUUCUCUUUCUUUUUGUCACUAACUGAAAAGUAGAGUUCAGGGUAUUAACAUUUUUCAUCCUACUCCAACCCCCUCCUAUAGUAAAGGGGCCGAAGUAGUUGAUCUCCAUCUGUUCCUCCAUUAACUUCU
Messenger RNA from Urocitellus parryii (Arctic ground squirrel), 1079 nucleotides. RefSeq names its product ganglioside GM2 activator (gene Gm2a). The record is from RefSeq and is a predicted model, not a curated record. Lineage: Eukaryota; Metazoa; Chordata; Mammalia; Rodentia; Sciuridae. Gene Ontology annotation, cellular component: cytoplasmic side of plasma membrane. Gene Ontology annotation, biological process: ganglioside catabolic process; lipid transport. Gene Ontology annotation, molecular function: lipid carrier activity; enzyme activator activity.